AUGGCCACAGCGGCUAUGGCUGCUGUGAUCCAGCCUCGUGCUGAAUCGUCUACAGCGGAGCCUAUCCCUGUGCCGUACGACCUUCACAAGUUUUCGCUGGCCGCCGGUCUUGUUCAGCAGACCUACUGCCCAAGUACCCAGGACAAGAAGGGCCUUAAAGUUGGUGACGCUACGCUGCUGUGGACCUAUGGUGAUGGCGGUGACACUCAACAGCGUGUGAACUUGUACCACUCGGACAGCCUGGGUAUCGCCGUUGCUAUCCAGGGAACUAACAUCUCGUCGUUAAAAUCUAUUGUUGAUGAUGCCCUGCUUUUUUCUGAAAAGCCUGACUGGCGUUACCGGAAAUAUGUACCUGAUGACGUUGUCGUGAUGAAUGGCUUUCAGGAAGGUUACCAGGAUGUGGUGGACGAUGUUUUUGUGAACGUUCACAAAUACAUGCAGCUCAAGAACGAAGAGCGCGUGACAAUUAUCGGACACUCUCUUGGCGCAGCGAUCGGCCUUAUCCUGGCUGUGGACUUUGACAACCGUCUCGACAAGGGCAUUACUGGAUCAUACUUGUUUGGCUUACCUCGCGUUGGUAACCCUGCAUUUGCCAACUAUGUGGACGCUCGUCUCGGUAAGAAGCUUCAUUGGGCUGUCAAUGGUCGUGACUGGGUUCCUACCGUGCCGCCGCGUGUUCUUGGAUACCAGCACCCGUCAAACUAUAUCUGGAUCAACCCUGGCAACUCCACCCACUGGAAGCUAUACCCAGGCCAGGAGAAUGUCCAUGGCUUUACCAAUGUGCUGGACACACAGUUCCCUAGCUUUGACGACCAUCAGGGUGUGUACUUCCACACGCAGAUUGGCACGAUCCCUCGGUUUGGCAGUCACUGCCCUGCUCUGGUCGGUCAGGACUAA
Malassezia pachydermatis is the source of this 897-nucleotide messenger RNA. RefSeq names its product putative secretory lipase (family 3). Gene Ontology annotation, biological process: lipid metabolic process. The transcript has a single exon. Lineage: Eukaryota; Fungi; Basidiomycota; Malasseziomycetes; Malasseziales; Malasseziaceae. The record is from RefSeq and is a predicted model, not a curated record. Bases 1 to 897 code for a protein of 298 amino acids.